GGAGUCCAAAUCUAACUAACAAUUUCCUCGAUUCCUACGUUUUGAUGACACUUUCCUCUUUUCUCUUCAGUUUUCACUUCUCGCUUCUCUGAAAUGGAGCUCAGUACUGUAAGAGAUGCAUUUGAUCGUGUUGUAAAGAAGCAAAAGCUGUCAUCAUCAAAAUCCCAAGAAGUAAUUGAUCAGAUCAGUCAUGUGGUUGAACAAGCAUUAUCAAAACUUGAGUCAAUUGGAGGCUCCAUAUCUCUGGUUGAUCAGAAAUCCAUACUUAUAGAGUUGAAGGAAAAGCUGAGUGCAAUGUGUACGGUUGACCAGCUAGAAGGGUCACAAAAGGAACUGAAGUAUUCAAAACUCUUUGAAGGGUCACAAAAGGAGCUGAAUUUUGAGCUGAGCAAGUAUUUAAAAAUCCUCGAAAAAUCUUUCAAUCCUGAUAUUUCCAGGACAUAUAUAAAUGAUGAUUUUGACUUCCAUCUGGUGAAUCAGAUAUUAGGUUGCCAUUUUUACCGGCUAGGCCACUUUGAUGUUGGAGAUUGCUUAAUAAGUGAGGCUGGAGAACCAGAAGCAGCAGUUUUAAGAUCUCAAUUCUUGGAAUUGCAUCAAAUACUAAACGCUAUUAAGGUUAAAAACCUCGAUCCUGCUCUUAAAUGGGUCUCCUCCAACCGUGAAAAACUCGAGAAGAUCUGUUCAAAUCUCGAGCUGAAAAUCCAUUGUCUACAGUUUCUGGAAAUUUUAAAGGGAGGAAAUCGAGUUGAUGCGCUAAAGUACUCUAAAACGCAUCUUUCUCCGUUUGCUUCGCAUCACAUGAAAGAGCUUCAAAGGGUUACAGUUUCAGUUCUAUGGACUCGUAAGCUCGAAAACUAUCCACAUUCCGAAUUGUUGUCACCAAUUCACUGGGAGAACUUGUCGGAGGAACUGACCCGCGAUUUCUGCAAUCUCAUAGGACAGUCCUGCGGGAGCUUAUUCAGCUUGGUAAUAGCAGCCGGGUUUGAUGGGCUGCCAACCCUUUUGAAGCUAGCUGAAGUUAUGUCUAUAAAGAAGCAGGAGUGGCAGGCAAUGAAGCAGCUACCUGUGCCGGUGGAGUUAGGAAGAGAAUUUCACUUUCAUUCCGCUUUUGUUUGUCCAGUGAGUCGCGAGCAAAGCAGCGAUGAAAACCCACCGAUGUUGAUGCCAUGUCAGCAUGUUCUCUGCAAGCAAUCGAUCACCAAGAUGUCGAAAGGCACCUCUCAGAGAUUUAAGUGUCCGUACUGCCCGGCCGAGGCGACCGUCGCACAAUGCAGGCAACUACAUCUAUAAUUGUUUAUAGGAUUUGCUUAGGAUACUGGAAGGUGGAUUUGGUAAUUUUAAGAUAUAGAUUCUCUUGUGGAUUUCUGUAUAUAGACAUUCUUUUUGAAUGUCCUUUAUUUUUUUAUUUUCUGCAUAAAUACCAAAGAAAGAAAGAAAAAACCUGUUUAUUUGUGAAAAUGAUAGAUAAUGCAAUGAAGUAAUAAGCAAUUUAAAGCUUAUGCAUGAUUUCAGUACAA
Molecule: messenger RNA, 1517 nt
Organism: Mercurialis annua (annual mercury)
Lineage: Eukaryota; Viridiplantae; Streptophyta; Magnoliopsida; Malpighiales; Euphorbiaceae
Product: protein RMD5 homolog
Exons: 2
Coding region: 94-1290 (398 amino acids)
Biological process (GO): proteasome-mediated ubiquitin-dependent protein catabolic process
Cellular component (GO): GID complex; nucleus; cytoplasm
Molecular function (GO): ubiquitin protein ligase activity
Source: RefSeq, a predicted model, not a curated record